Molecule: messenger RNA, 1084 nt
Organism: Benincasa hispida (wax gourd)
Lineage: Eukaryota; Viridiplantae; Streptophyta; Magnoliopsida; Cucurbitales; Cucurbitaceae
Source: RefSeq, a predicted model, not a curated record
AAGGGAACUCAGCAAAGGAGGAACUUGGUUUUUAUUGAAGUGAAUUGAAAAUAUGAAAGGGCUUGGCUUCAUCACUUUCUUCUUACUUAUCUUGUUUGCGAAUACCAUAGAAUCAGGGUAUGAAUUGGGAGAUCGUCAUCGGAGAAAUUUGAUUGACGACAAAUCGUUUCAUGAAACAAUUAUCCAUUCUGAUCCAAACUCACUUCUUUCUGAGAAUAAGAUGGACGAUUGCACCCAAACCUUGAAGCUUGUAGAUGGAAAACUUUUCGUCCAGAAUAUUAAGCCACGGCCAAGUGCGACAUUUUAUCCUAAUGAUAUCAAAACGAAGCAAUUUACUAAAGAUUUAGAGCCACGACCAAGUGCCACAUUCUAUCCCGAUGAUGUCAAAACGAAGCUCUUUACUAAAGAUUUAGAGCCACGGCCAAGUGCCACAUUCUAUCCCGAUGAUGUCAAAACAAAGCUCUUUACUAAAGAUUUAGAGCCACGACCAAGUGCCACAUUCUAUCCCGAUGAUGUCAAAAUGAAGCUCUUUACUAAAGAUUUAGAGCCACGACCAAGUGCCUCGUUUUAUCCCGAUGAUGUCAAAAAGAAGCUCUUUACUAAAGAUUUAGAGCUACGACCAAGUGCCUCGUUUUAUCCCGAUGAUGUCAAAACGAAGCUCUUUACUAAAGAUUUAGAACCACGACCAAGUGGCACAUUUUAUCCGGAGAAUCUAAAAGCCAAAGAGUUCUUUGUUGAUGCUCACCAGGAUGAAGCUAACAGACAGGUGGCACAAGCUUAAUAAAUCUAAACAGCAAGAGAGGAAAUCAAGAAAAUAAAUAAUGUCAAGUGAAGAAAAUUGAUGGAACGUUUAUGAAUCCUCUAUUGCUAUGAUCCAACAUUUUCAUGGUUUGUAUAAUUUACUUUUCUGUUGAAUGUGAAGUGACCUUGGUAAAAAGAUAAGUUGUAUGUAUGAAUAAAAUUAUGAGGAAACUGUCUCCGUUGAAAUCUUCCAUUAUCCAAAUGAAGUGGGAGACACUUUAAUUAAUGGGUUAAACAAUGUAACACUUUAUAUAAUGAAAUGAAUGAAAUAAGUUUGAUGAUA